CUGUGGGAAGAAGUUUCAUUUAUUUGCCUACUCUCCCUCUCUCCGAGGUGCAGCUAUGGAGUCGCUUUCUCUGAGCCAAAUAAUCUCAGCAGGCCAUCAAGGUUCCGAAAGGAUAAGAAACCCAGCAAGCCCGAUUCACCGAAGAAGAACUCACGCCCAAACUAGGCGUUUUCGCUUCAGUAUCGUCUCCAAAAGGUUUGAUUUCCAAGAUUUUCAGGGCUAUGCAAAACCUGCCCGUCUCUUGCCAGCCAAGGAAGUGAAAGUCUGCACAGAUACCUCAACAGAAAAGAUUUUUCCAUCUUUCAAGGAGGAUGGAUCACAGUGUUUAUUCAAGAUCAAGUUAGGUACGAGUAACUUCUAUGGCUCUAGUCUGAGUGACUUAAAUGCUGGGAUUCUCCUAUGCUUGAUUGGCGAAAAUGGCGAUUCCAUAUUACAGAGGAUACCAGCCAGUUUGAUGACAGCUCAUUCUCGAAAAUUGGAGGAUGUGAUUGACCGAGAUAUGCUCCAUUUUCAAAGAGGUUCUGUCGAUGAGUUCAUCUUCAAGGGACCCAAUCUGGGAAGAGUUGAAGCUCUUUGGAUCAGUCUUGAAUCAGGUCAAUGGAGACUAGGAAGUGUGAGCUUGACAGUUAUCUGUGGGUUUCAACCAUCGUUAGAAGAACAAAAAGGAGAUGAACUUGAUUACAGUGGUUUCCAAUACGAUUUUCAAACCGAGGAUUUUUUGCUUGGGGAGGGAAGUGAUGUAUCCAUGGUGGAACUUAGACCUUCCCUUGCUACCCAGUUCUCUGGGGUCGACUCCUUUGCCUUAUUUGGCAAAAGCCUCUCCCAAGAGACUUUACUCGAGAGUCGUGGGAUAUCAAAUGAGGAAAGCAUGAGGGAAUAUGCAGAUUUGAAGAUCUCUUUGCUACUUUAUGACACCAUUCUAAUCUUUGUUGGUACAUCAGCCGCAUUCUUUUUGGCUGGGGAAAAUACUUCUUUUGCAUUCUUAACUGGUGGUGUUGGAGGCUUCUUGUAUCUGUUGCUAUUACAGAGGUCUGUUGAUGGCUUACCAACUCCAAAGGCUCCAACGUAUAUUUCCACAAAGACAGAAGGAACUAAUGGAAAGUUUGGAGGAUUCAAGGGCCCAAUAUCGAGUCUGGCACUAGUGAUUGGAUUUUCCAUAUUCUUAGUGAAGAAUAGCUAUGGAGAUUUGCCCUUGGCAUUCACGCCAAAGGAACUCAUAGCUGGUAUGAUGGGGUUUCUUUCAUGUAAAGUCGCCGUCGUGUUGGCGGCAUUGAAGCCCUUGCCAAUGGGUCUGAAGAUAAACAAGUAAUAAGCAGUUGUGUAUCCCAUAAUGAGUAGAAGAUGGGGAAAUAUAUACAUUUCAUUCUUUUGUCCCUGUCCUAA
Molecule: messenger RNA, 1383 nt
Organism: Carya illinoinensis
Lineage: Eukaryota; Viridiplantae; Streptophyta; Magnoliopsida; Fagales; Juglandaceae
Exons: 3
Coding region: 56-1309 (417 amino acids)
Molecular function (GO): protein binding
Source: RefSeq, a predicted model, not a curated record